Cryphonectria parasitica EP155 is the source of this 947-nucleotide messenger RNA. RefSeq lists its product as uncharacterized. The record is from RefSeq and is a predicted model, not a curated record. Bases 377 to 589 code for a protein of 70 amino acids. NCBI's taxonomy places the organism in Eukaryota, Fungi, Ascomycota, Sordariomycetes, Diaporthales, Cryphonectriaceae. The transcript has 3 exons. Gene Ontology annotation, cellular component: endoplasmic reticulum.
AGAAUUUCGGGAGAUCUGGUCAAUUGAUUAAUUGAAAUCAAGCAAGGGUGCGCGGAUUUUGUCCUUCAUUCAUUCAAAGAAACAAAAAGAAACAAACCGAUACUCAGUCUGAUCCCCUACUUAUCUACUCUUCCAAGAGUAUCCUUCUCUAAGCAACUUGACAGCAAGAGACGAGGCGAUCUGUCCCUUCUCAACGAGCUUCCCUAUUUCAACUCGCUUCCUCCACUCGCUCAACCGGCUCCUCCCCGACGAACACAACCUCCAAUUCCACUCCCUCUUCCAAGACCAUUCGAAACCCCGUAUUUCACUACUAUUCUCUCUUUCUCUUUCUCUCUCUACUCAGCCCCCGUUGCCUCUUUGACACCAGACUUAUACAAUGGCGCAAACACCCCAACAACGACGCGCCAACGCCAAGUUCGCCAAGGAGCAGGACGCCCGCCGCGGCAAGUCCAGCGAGGAGAUCAAGAAGAGGAACAAGGAGGUCACAAAGUCGCCCAUCUCCCCCGUUUGGCUCGGUGUCCUUGCGUUCGUCGUCUUCGGUGGCAUAGUGUUCGAGGUUCUCUCCCGCAUCUUCUUCGGCAGCCGGUGAGCGAGACUUGUUGAUACCAGGGGAGAAGGCAGUACCGGUGUGGCGUGAUGGGGUGGAAAGGAGUUUAUAUCGUGUGCGGAUGAAAGAAUAGGUGCUUGUAUGCAUUGUGCUGGUGGACGUACGCGGGCACACUGUGGGUGUUUUGUCUGUCGAGGCUCCGACGGGGUCAAACUUUUCUUAAAAAUCUGGGGGCAGCUGGGCGCGAACAACGCUGGCUGGGCGCAUGGGAUGAUUCGACGGAGUUUACAUAUGAUCGCUAUCACAAAUGCACUGCUUCUGUGCUAGGCGACGAAAAAGAAGAAUCUGCGGGGGGCAUACAUAGCCAAGGGGCAAAGAGCGAACCAGGACAUGUUCAAGC